AUGCGCGAGACACAAGCCAAUACCUCCAGCUGGAAAACAGCACUCUGUGCAUAUGUUCUCUCGAUUUCUACCAUCUCAUUCUAUUCCAUUCUUUGCGUUUUGUUGAGUUAUGCUAUACUCGACUUGAUAUCACCUAAUCCAGGCAUAUCUGUUCAUAAAAAUCCUUCGAAUUUCUCUACCUCGAAGACGCGCAGGGAUUCAAGACAGAUUCCAUUCUCGUCUGAUAUCUUAUCUGGAAAAGCAGGACCAGAUGGAAAUCUUUUACCGAGUUCAGAGACACCUUGGGAUCCAAGUACCGAAAAAGGUGCCAAGACUUUGAAGUACCUUUCAAAGAAAAGGUUUCCACUCACUCUAUCCCAAGAUUUGCCUAUGGGAUGGCAGGGUAUGCAUGCACCACCAAACCUAACUUGGCCUUCACCCAAUGCAAUCAAACCUCGUUCAGAUAAACAUUCAAGUCCUGUUCCGAUUGAUCAGAUAUAUGGACAAUCAACAGGAUCGAAGGGUAAAACAAACCCAGAAACCUGGAGAAUUCCACGUCAGAGAUGGGAUCCAGCUUCGGCCAAAUUAUCAGGAGGAAGUGAAAGGCUUUUAAAGAUUCAGUGGCCCGGUUUCCAGGAUAAAACUCUAUGGGAUAGCUCACAUCAGAAGUCAGUCACUAAGCAGAGAAAAGAAUGGGUCACUCGAGCCUUCAGCCACGCCUGGGAAGGGUACAAAAAACAUGCUUGGGGAUUUGAUGAAGUACGACCGUUGAGCAACAAAGGCGUGAACACGUUCAAUGGAUGGGGAUCUACUAUCAUUCAAUCUUUGGAUACUUUGCUCAUCAUGAAUAUGACCAGAGAGUACAACUAUGCAAGGACACAUAUCCGAGCAGUUGAUUGGUCGAGCGUCAUGAAUUCUAAUCUAAAUGAUAAAUCAUCCACAAAUGUUAUCAAUAUAUUUGAGGCGAUCGUUAAAAAUCUUGGGGCCUUGAUAUCGGCUUACGACCUGUCAGGUGAUCGGUUGAUGUUAUCGAAAGCUGAGGAACUUGCCAAUUGGCUUCUUCCAGCAUUUGGAACGAAAUCUGGGAUCCCCAUUGAGAGCUACCAACUUGGAUUAAAUCCUGCAGGAUCACCUACAGGUGUUACACACUUGGCAGCAGCCAGCGGAUUUGUGUUGGAACUUACUCGACUAUCACAGCUCACUGGUAAUGAAUACUACAUCAAUGUUGCGCAACGAGCUAUGGGUUUUUUAAAUAGCAAAGACUUCACAUCGUCAUCGAGGUUAGGAGCCCUAUUCCCAACUACAUUCGAACCUGAAAAACCACAAGAUAUGAAAGGCGAAUACAGUUUAGGACACAAAACAAACUGCUACUAUGAAUACCUGAUUUCACUUUUUCGUGACGCUGAAGGGCUUGUUAUUGCUGGUAAACGAAGCAAUACAGGAGAAACUACGGUAUACACUCCUAGCCUUACGCAAGAUAGCUGUUCCUCUGCAGCAUUCAUUGGUAUGGGAGCAAGAAUCUUGGGCAGGCAAAAUGACUUGGACACUGCUUUACAGCAAACAGAAACAUGCCUGUGGGCUUACGAUUCUAGCCCUGUGACACUUGCAGCUGAGAGUAUGGUGGUUCAAGAUCCUUCAAACACUGAGUAUUGGGCACAGGUCAAUGUUACAAAUACCACAUACAAAAACCCAAUAGGAGAUCCUAUUCCAGGUGUAAAACUUGAAGAUCCUAGAUUUUUAGCAUAUCCAGAUACGAUUGAAGCUGUGUUUUACAUGUGGAGACUGACUGGUGAUAGAAAAUGGCAAGACAAAGGAUGGAUAAUGUUCACCAAUUGGGUUGAAGAAUGUAUAACUGAAACUGGAUUUGCUCAGUUGAAAGAUAUAAGCCAAGAAACUGGAGCUGAAUUGGAUGACAACCAAGGCGUGUAUGUCCUUGCAGAAAGCUUCAAAUACUAUUACUUGUUAUUCACAGAUCCCAACUUUAUAUCUCUAGACAAUUUUGUUUUCAACACGGCAUCACACCCCUUCAAAAUCCCACAAAAAAGUUCAUCAGGAUUAAAACUAUGGAAAGGACCAGAAGAAAAAAUCGAUUUACAAUACAAUCCACCCAUCCAAAAUCAAUUAAAAAAAUUAAAUCAGAAUCAACCUGGACAUGUUGGAAGUUGGGGUACUGUUUUACAACAAUGGUCUUGGACAAAAGAAAAUUUAGUCGAACCUAAGAUUCAUCAGAAUCUUUGA
Melampsora larici-populina 98AG31 is the source of this 2217-nucleotide messenger RNA. Its product is annotated as family 47 glycoside hydrolase. Gene Ontology annotation, molecular function: mannosyl-oligosaccharide 1,2-alpha-mannosidase activity; calcium ion binding. The transcript is spliced from 13 exons. The coding region runs from base 1 to 2217 and encodes 738 amino acids. NCBI's taxonomy places the organism in Eukaryota, Fungi, Basidiomycota, Pucciniomycetes, Pucciniales, Melampsoraceae. The record is from RefSeq and is a predicted model, not a curated record. Gene Ontology annotation, cellular component: endoplasmic reticulum; Golgi membrane. Gene Ontology annotation, biological process: N-glycan processing; carbohydrate metabolic process.